UUUCUAAUAGGAGGUUAAUCAAGAAAACCAUACCUGAGCUCAUGAGAGUCAUGUAGAUGGAGGGGUAGUCUUUGAAAAACUACAUGAGUAGAUUCAAUGAUGCAGUUCUUAAGGUUAGCUCAUUUGAUCAAGCUGUGGGAAUCACAGCCGUAAUUCAAUGCCUCAAUCAUGAAAGAUUCAGGGACAAUCUCAUUAAGCAUCCCCUUGUUACCUAUGAUGAAGUUAACGUUAGGUCGGGCUACAUUAACGGAGAUCUGAACUGUAGUCUCCCAAUCUCAUAUCUAUAUGAAGUUCCCCACUCCCAUGGGAAUAACAACACUACAGGGGUCAAGAUACCUGAUAAUCAGCCAGAGAAUGAAACCCAGGCUGCUCCAAUUGAAGAUGUUGAGGAAGUACAUAUUAAUGACAAAGAUCUGAAUAGAAAAACCCAAAUUGGAACUCAUUUGAAUCCAAAGGAAAGAGCUGAGCUAAUAGCUUUCCUCCGAGUUAACAAAGAUGUUUUUGUGUGGACUUCUACAAACAUGCCAGGAAUCCCCGCCUUUGUAUCUAUGCACAAACUUAGCACCAAUCCCUUGAAAAAGCCAGUUGCACAAAAACAACAUCUCUUCGAAGGGGAGAGACUCAAGGUGAUUAAAGAUGAAGUAGAAAAACUUUUGCAAGUAUGCUUUAUUAGAAGAGUUGAUUAUUGUGAAUGGGUUUCCAACCCAAUGUUUGUCAAGAAAGAUAAUGGCAAGUGGUUAAUGUGCAUCGAUUACACUAAUCUCAACCAGGCCUGUCCCAAGGAUUAUCCCAAGGACUAUUAUCCAAUGCCAAAAAGACAAAUCUAGAAAGUAGAAAAAGUUUGAAUGGAAUUCAGAAUGCCAAGCUGCAUUCGAUGAGCUUAAGUCUUAUCUUAGCUCACCUCUAUUCUUGAC
Molecule: messenger RNA, 914 nt
Organism: Rubroshorea leprosula
Lineage: Eukaryota; Viridiplantae; Streptophyta; Magnoliopsida; Malvales; Dipterocarpaceae
Source: the annotation of a GenBank genome assembly